Bactrocera oleae (olive fruit fly) is the source of this 1900-nucleotide messenger RNA. RefSeq lists its product as uncharacterized. Lineage: Eukaryota; Metazoa; Arthropoda; Insecta; Diptera; Tephritidae. The record is from RefSeq and is a predicted model, not a curated record.
AAUGAAAUGCAAUGUGGUGUUUUGUGACAACAAACUUCGUAGAUAAUAUUUCGCAAUUAUUUUUAAUUUGUAUCAGUACUAAAUGAUUAAAUUGUUUGUUGAUGCGCUCUCUGUACAAAGAGCGAGACGAGUCAUCCGACCCGAUCUGGUAGCAAUAGUGAGACAAGUGCUUGGCAAAAUUGCAAGUAGUCGUGAGUGAACCGUUGAGCAGCAUAAACGCUGUUCAUUAACAAAAAUAUAAAUAUUUAAUGUUAUAAUACAUAUAGUAUACAGAAUUUAGGAUGUCAUCCAUAACCGAUCAGAAUGAGAAUGAAGCGGCAGAAAUAAAACCAGGUGUAGGUUUUGAAAAUCCAAAAUGGUUAACGGCAGAACUAUUUGAAAAUGUUCUUAACGAGUAUAUUCCGAAAUUUCGAAAAAUCACACGUUUCGAAGCUAAGCCCGCAUUAGCUGCUGGAGAAAACUAUGCCACUGUCAUGCUACGUAUUCAUAUAGACUUUGAACUAACAGAUACAUUAACGGAUUCGAUCUCGCUCAUGAUGAAGCUGCCACAGGAAAACAAAAUUCUUCAAGAUAUGAUGCGCAAGCAUAACAUUUUCGAAAUCGAGUACAAAAUGUAUCAUGAAGUUUUACCCGAGUUCAAGAAGAUGUAUCUAAGUGCCGGAGUCAAUGCAAUGUUUUCCGCAAAUUGUUAUAAUAUCGAUACACCUUCCGAGUUUGGUGUAAUAUUAUUGGAAGACCUUCGGCCACUUGGUUAUAAGAACGCCAAUCGAUUGGAGGGUCUCAACUUGGAGCAUACAAAGGCAGUGCUUGAGCGUUUAUCGCAGUGGCAUGCUGCUUCGGCCGCACGUGUCGAGACUAAAGGCAUAUACCCGGAGAUAAUCGCUAAAGGUAUGUUUAGCGAAACACAGCGAGAAACAAUGGAAAAUUUCAGUGCAACAAUUAAGCCACAAUUUUUGUCCUCUAUAAAAACAAUUGAGGGUAGCGAAGAUUAUAUGGACGACUUGGUGAAUGUUUUACAUAAUAUUACCGAUUUAUUGUUCAGUACAUCAAAGUAUGAUCCAAAUGAAUUUAAUGUUCUGAACCAUGGCGAUUGCUGGAGCAACAACAUCAUGUUUAAAUACGAUGAAGAAGGCAAAAUUGUAGACGCGGUACUCAUCGACUACCAAAUGGUGAAUUAUGGCUCUCCGGCGAAAGACUUGCUGUACUUCUUGCUAUCGUCUACUGCAUAUGAUUUAAAAGUCAAAGAAUUCAACUAUCUUAUUAAAUUCUAUCACGAAAACUUAACGAAAAACUUAACAAUUUUGAAGUACCCCAAAAAAUUGCCGUCAUUGAAAGAAAUUCAUUGUGCAAUUAUAAAAUAUGGAAUAUGGGGUUUAUCAACGUCGUUCGGUGUUAUGGCAGCGGCUUUGUUGGAAUCCAAUCACGAUGCUAAUAUAGACAGUUUCAUUAAUGAUUCGGAUGCUGGUGAACGGUUUAGAAAUUUGAUGUUCUCUAACCCCAGAUACCGCAAACAUUUGGAAAUUGUAAUGCCCUGGAUGAGCAAUCGUGGUGUCUUCGAAGUAUGAUAUGUUAACUACCACAAUCCUUGCGCAUCGAAUGUGAAACACUGAGUGAUUGUGUAAAUAAAAAUAAAUUGAAUAUUUACCAAUGAACUUCAAAUAAUCCAUUGGAACACCAAAAGCUCUGCUGUAAUGCAUCAGUGGACCAACUACUGUCUCUACAUCAGCUCAUUACUUCACGAUCAUUGCUCGGGUUGGGUUAUGGUUGUAACAAAUUGUAUCUCCGUAUAAAUAUCAACUGGAAUAUGUAUAUUAAAUCAAACUUACAUCAUAAAAGUUUUCGUAUAUAUUGCAAGUCAAAAUAUUGUAUUCAAAUUUGUAAUAAAAAUUAAUUUUACAAA